UGAUGUUUAGUUUGAAGGGGGACCUGUGGUGUAAUAGAAGAUUCUAAUCACUGCCUGUAAUUACAGAGGAGACCAAGCCACUAAUGAUGGAGCAGGAUAAAUCAGCAACCACCCUGCUGAAAGGGUCUCCGAGGCUGAAAUCUUAUCAAAUAGCAAAGUCCCGCCGUCUGGAGGGUCUCUGGGUGCUUGAGGAUGGGGGCUGGGAGCCCUCCAAAAAUCACGAGUUUCCAAAAUGUUUUUCUGUCAUUGGGUUAAAAUUGGAAAUUGCCUCAAUUGGCAAAAAGGAAAGAAAAGUUGUCUUUAAAUGGUCUAGAUCCCGUCUCGAUGAGAGCAAAGAUAUCUGUCAUUGAAGUUUUAUGAAACAAGUCCAGCCUGGUCCCUGCGCAGUAUGAAGAGGCCUGGGGGUUGCUGAGGCAGGCACCCCCGUUACAGAUAGAUGAUGGAGUUUGAGGGGUGGGAGUGCUGUGGCCUCCAGAGAAGUGUGGGGCCUUAGGCCUGCCAGAUCCCACCUUCCUGAAACUUGGAGAAAUAACUAAGAUUAAGGGGACCGAUUGGAGAAAUGAAAGACCCUCCACGUCCCUUUUUUUGUCUUUUUGAGAUGGGUUUGCUAUAUGAUCCAGGCUGGUCUCAAACGCCUGGAGAUCCUUCUGCCUCAGCCUCCUGGGUGCUGGGAUUCCACUUGGUUAGGUGUCCUUUCUAAGUCUCCAGAAGAGAGAGCCUCCCAAGUAGACUGCAGGCACUCCUUGCAGCGCUGCACCCAUCAGUCCUUAGUAGAGAGCUAGAAAAGAACCUUCCCAGGCCCCUGGGGAGCCAGCCAGGGUCUGUGGAAGGACCGUUUCUGAACCCCUGGUCCUCCUGCAAGUGAUCCUGAAAAGAAAUCGCCCCAGGGGCGGGGAUUUAGCUCAGUGGUUUCGCUGCCUCCUGCACAAGCACAAGGACCUGAGUUCGAUCCCAGCAUCCCAGCCGGCGCUCCAACUGCCCCGUUGAGAAGGAAGAUGAGCGAGUCAAGCUCGAAGUCCAGCCAGCCCCUGGCCUCCAAGCAGGAGAAGGACGGCACUGAGAAGCGAGGCCGGGGCAGGCCACGCAAACAGCCACCAGUGAGUCCGGUGAGUCCUGGGACAGCGCUGGUCGGGAGUCAGAAGGAGCCCAGUGAAGUGCCAACGCCUAAGAGACCGAGGGGCCGACCGAAGGGGAGCAAAAACAAGGGUGCUGCCAAGAUCCGGAAAACUACCACGGCUCCAGGGAGGAAACCACGGGGCAGACCCAAAAAACUGGCAGGGACACGGCGGACAGAGGGACUUCCCUGGUCGAGGCGGGACAAGACAGGCGAAGGCCAAGGGGCAUCACAUGCCAGCAGAGGACCAGGGACACUCACCGCUUUCUCUUCUGGACAUACAUUACCUGGAACAGAAACGGCACUGUGGAAGCUGCCCCAGAUGAUGUCACCUUGCUCUGGUCCCCACCCGGAGCUCCACCCAGGUCCUCCCCUGCUGGCCUGGGCUGACAGGCGGCGGGGGAGAGGGUCAGCCUCAGGGACAGAAGCGGAGAUCACCCUGGGGCGGCUGCACGGACCUGGCCAGGGCCCUGACCCGGGUUCGCCAGGAUCUCUGGCAGAGGCAAGGCCCACCGAACAAGGUCAGAAAAGACCAAACUGUUUUUAUGUAACUGAAUGGAUUCCUGAACAAGAUCAAGAAGAAGUACGGCAUGCAGAAAUACCUAGCUCCCAACAACGUGCAACUUAAAAUACUUAGCAACAUUAAAAACAGACCCAUUAAAAAGUACACAGAGUGGACGGAGGGGUUGAAGGGAAGGGAGGGCAAGGGGGAAA
Messenger RNA from Heterocephalus glaber (naked mole-rat), 1828 nucleotides. NCBI's taxonomy places the organism in Eukaryota, Metazoa, Chordata, Mammalia, Rodentia, Bathyergidae. The record is from RefSeq and is a predicted model, not a curated record.